Pieris macdunnoughi is the source of this 936-nucleotide messenger RNA. NCBI's taxonomy places the organism in Eukaryota, Metazoa, Arthropoda, Insecta, Lepidoptera, Pieridae. The record is from the annotation of a GenBank genome assembly.
AUGAGUUCAGGAUCUAAUAACUCAAAAGACAUGUUAAUUCGCUUUGAAACAGAAGCUGCUGCAGAUUUUGCUGCAAGAACUCUACAGGAUUAUCCUUAUCAGCACACAGAUCAAGAUAUAUACAAGUUAAAAUGCUGGAUAAAGCAUAAUGCAGAUAAUACUAGCGAUCCACAAGAAUUUGCUGAAGAUGUGAAAAUUGAGAGGGACGUAAUGCCAGUUGAAUUUCAGAGACCUUACUCUCCAGUAAGAGAAAGGGAUAGGAGCCCUCACUUGCGCGAGGAACUAACAAAACUUGAGUUGGAGAUUGAACUGACAAACAAGAAGCGUAUGCUUCUGGAGGCAGAAAGGAACCUAUUACUGGAGCAAAAGCGGCUAGAAAUGCUACAAAAGUCAGGAACACCUGAUUUACCCGUGGAGGAUUCAACACAAUCCUCCACUAGCAGUGCACUUCUCACUGUACCUCCAAAAAAACGAGAACGGAAGCGGCCACAAGACCAAACUCCUCGCUCAGGAGAACCAUCAAAAAACCUAUACUGGCCUUCCAAAAUUCUAAUGAAGGAUAUGCUUCACUGUGUUAGAAGGAAUGUAAAUCCGGACCAAAUACCUUUAUUCAAUGCUUUAUUGCGAAAUGUGGUCAGAAAACGCUUAACUGAUAUCUUAGGUGAUGAACCUAAUCAGAAUACUAAGAAAUGCAUAUCCAUGUACCGAAUGUUAUAUCCAAGAGAUGUAGACGAAGAUUUUGUUAUAACCCUGAAAAAUUUGAUGUUGCAAGGCCAGUUGCCUCCAGAACUUCAGGGUCCUUGUCUCCAAUCAGGCACUUCUAAUGUUAACAUGACAAACACAAGUAACAACAUAGAUCCAGCCGACUUACCAAUUUCAGAACUAAGCAAAGACCUUGAUGAUUGGACUGAGGAUACUGCUGCAAGUGAUACUUAG